AUGGGAGAUUACCACUUCGUGUACAAGGAUGUUGAAGGAUCCUCAACGCAGUGGGACGACAUUCAGAGAAAAUUAGGGAACCUCCCGCCGAAGCCUGCGCCGUUCAAGCCUCCGGCUUUCACCUCCGCCGAUGACGAAGAUUCCAAGGAUAAAGACAAGGCAUGGAUAGAUGAGAAAACAGAGGAAGAGUUAGAAGAUCUUGAGGAUGAUCUCGACGACGAUCGCUUCCUCCAAGAGUACAGGAAGAAGAGAUUGACGGAAAUGAGAGAAGCGGUCAAGAUUGCCCGGUUUGGUUUGGUGGUUCCAAUUUCAGGAUCAGAUUUUGUCCGUGAAGUUUCACAAGCUCCUCCUGAUGUCUGGGUAGUCGUGAUGUUGUACAAGGAUGGAUUUCCAGAGUGCCGGCUGCUUUUGGAGUGUAUAGAAGCACUGGCAACAAGAUAUACUGCAACAAAAUUUGUCAGAAUUAUAUCCACAGAGUGCAUUCCUAACUACCCGGAUCGAAAUCUUCCCACACUGCUUGUUUAUAACAAUAGUGCUGUUAAGGCAACUUACGUGGGGCUCCAUAAUUUUGGUCAGAGAUGCACUCCCGAAAGUGUUGCUCUAGUUCUCUGCCAGACAGAUCCCGUGCUCAGUGAUGGCCAGUGUGGAGGAGAGCAAUCCCGACAAGCUGUUCUUGAUGAAAUCAGGAAGAAGUUUGUUGAGAGCAUUGUAAGAGAGCACGAAGAUGAUGAUGGAUCUUCAAGUGAUUAA
Messenger RNA from Fraxinus pennsylvanica, 750 nucleotides. Lineage: Eukaryota; Viridiplantae; Streptophyta; Magnoliopsida; Lamiales; Oleaceae. The record is from the annotation of a GenBank genome assembly.